AUGAGGGCAGUAGCAGGAGAGGCUAAAGUGAACAACGACAAGAGCAAGAAUGAAAUGCGGGAUCUAGGAACGAGGUACGACUGGUUGUUGGUGGUGUUGGAGAAAAGAAAGAGGCAGCAAAAGACCGUAGGUGGCGCCCAGCAGGUCAGUCUCCGGAACGCCCAAAACAAGACCGAUGACGUCCGCGACGGAAGCAGGGUAUCGCAGAAAGGUCCGGCUGAGGUUCCAAAUUUCAGGGAAGAGGCCCGUCACGCUUACCUAACAGUCGAUGGGAGAAUUUCUCCCCAGAGGGGCACUACUUACUAUUAUGAAUCGAUGCUCAAGCGCCAGCAACAGUCAAUGGGUAAAACUUCUGACCAUGAAGCUGACUCCUGCUCUAUGGGCUGUCAUGAUGACCGUUUGACAGAUUUCCCUUCCUAUGCCAAUAUUAGCAUCGAGGAGUUUCAGCACAGGAAAUUUGCACGGGGUGCCAACGCAGCUAGUGCUCGGCCGAGGCCAUGCUGCCUGACAGGAGGGGAGAGGUCUUAG
Molecule: messenger RNA, 528 nt
Organism: Aspergillus niger
Lineage: Eukaryota; Fungi; Ascomycota; Eurotiomycetes; Eurotiales; Aspergillaceae
Exons: 5
Coding region: 1-528 (175 amino acids)
Source: RefSeq, a predicted model, not a curated record